Messenger RNA from Phalaenopsis equestris, 2458 nucleotides. RefSeq names its product MACPF domain-containing protein CAD1-like. The record is from RefSeq and is a predicted model, not a curated record. Gene Ontology annotation, biological process: plant-type hypersensitive response; regulation of salicylic acid mediated signaling pathway. The transcript has 8 exons. The coding region runs from base 612 to 2363 and encodes 583 amino acids. Gene Ontology annotation, cellular component: plasma membrane. Lineage: Eukaryota; Viridiplantae; Streptophyta; Magnoliopsida; Asparagales; Orchidaceae.
UGGCGAGCCACGCAUGGUUUCCAAAGUCAAUGUAAAUUGAUGUACAAUCAAACUCAUUCAUGACCUCAUCUCCCUCCAAUCCACGUGUCAUAGCGUUGUCCGGCAAUUGGGCGUAUUAAAUAUUGCCCUUCUCGGAAAAUCAGACUUCCUUUUCUUACUUGGAGUCCAUUGUCUUCACAGUCAACGGAAUCAUGUCAAUCUAUGUUUGAGCCUCUGGAGCUGAACUUUCUUCCCCGGAAAGCGAUUUCGGUGACUUUUUAGCGUACUCAACUUCUUUCUUUCGUUCUUUUUAGGGGCUCUGGAAAUUUGGGUGAGGUAGCGAGGGAGUUCUUGAUUCAUCGGUUUCGAGGAAUCGAAGCUUAAAGAUCAUGGUAAAAAGGGGGCACUCAUAUCGCUGAGACCGGUUCCUCUAGUUCGAGUUGUUUCCACUUUCGAGGAAACCCACAUGGGGAUGAAGGAACUCUGUGUUGCGCUUCAUUGGGAUUUCAUUUGUAGAGAAACUUAUUAGCCCGGGGGACUUACUGGAGUUAUGGUUUGGAGUUUUAGGUUAGGUCUAUUUUAAUUGAAAGACCGUAGAACAGUGGAGAUUUCUGCAUUGGAUUUAGUUUGUAAUGGAGGAAAAUGCUGCUAUUCGUACCAUCCGGAGUUCGAUCCAAGCUCUGGGAUGCGGUUUUGAUGUAAACUAUGACACGAGAUUGCUUUAUUGCAAGGGAAUGGCUGGUUCUAAGGUUGUGGAGGUCGAUGAAGAGCACGUUAGGGAUCAGGUUGCCUUCGAUGAUGUGAUGGUGCCUGAUGUUUCAAGAGAUGUCAAGUUCUCGCCAGAAAUCGGAGGGCGGCAGAGUGCUGUUGUUUGCUGUUACCUGGAGAUGGUAGAAUUAUUUAAUAAGAGAGCUCAUCUAUCAGGAAAUACUCCGCUUGGUUGUUUCAAUUUUGCAUUCAGCUUUACUGGUUCAAAGAAAAUUGAUAUGGCUUCUACAAAAAGUCUUGCUAUGGAUGGAAUGUUUUUGCCUUUGUGUACGGUUAUGCUAACCAAACAAUCUCUAUCUUUAAGAGAAGAUGUUAAGAAGGCCAUAUCAAGUUCAUGGGAACCAUCCUUGUUAGCCAGAUUUAUUGAAAGUUAUGGCACCCAUGUUAUUACAUCUGUUACCAUUGGUGGUAAGGAUGUAAUAUAUGUCAAGCAGCAUAGCUCAUCACACUUAUCAUCCAUGGACAUAAAAAAUUAUAUCCAAGAUAUAGGAGAUCAGAGAUUCUCUGAAAAUGAAGGGCUUUCAAGUGCCGGUCCAAUGAAAAUGAAAGAUAAGGCGGCCGAUCCUUUUUCUUUUAAUAGUCAGGGUGUAUAUCCACAGCCACCUGCUGCUCCAUAUCUCAGUGCAAAAGAGGAUCUUACUAUCAUUUUCAGAAGAAGAGGAGGGGAUGAUCUCGUUCAGAACCACAGCCAGUGGGAAAAUACUGUAAGACAUGCACCUGACAUUAUAGAAAUGACCUUUACGCCCAUCACUUUUCUUCUUGAUGGAGUUCCUGGGAAGGACCAUCUAACACGUGCCAUUGCUCUUUAUUUGGAAUAUAAGCCUCCCAUUGAGGAACUGCAGUACUUCCUAGAAUUUCAGGUUGCCCGGGUUUGGGCUCCAAUAAGAGAAAAUCUUCCAGGCCAUCACAGGAAAGAACCAGUCUGCCCAUAUUUGCAGUUCAGCGUGAUGGGUCAGAAGCUUUAUAUCAGCCAAGAACAGGUAUCAGUUAACCGCAGGCCUGUAACGGGCCUCAGAUUGUGUUUGGAAGGAGCAAAACAGAACAGAUUGGCUGUCCAUAUGCAGCACUUGGCAUCCCUGCCCAAAAUCCUCCGCCAAUAUUGGGAUUCUCAUAUCCCUAUUGGUGCGCCGAAGUGGCGAGGGCCUGAAGAGCAGGACAGCAGGUGGUUUGAACCUGUAAGGUGGAAGAACUUUUCACAUGUGAGCACAGCUCCAAUCGAGCACAAUGAUGCCUUUAUUGAUGUCCUAUCUGGCACAUAUGUAGUCACUGGAGCUCAGCUAGGCGUUUGGGAUUUUGGGUCUAAAAAUGUUCUGUACUUGAAGCUUCUUUAUUCUAAGAUUCCAGGCUGCACUAUAAGGCGAUCUUUCUGGGAUCACAAUCCAGUUGUUUCUGGUGAGAAGCUGAAGAAUGAGGCCGUCCUGGAGUCAGCAAAUUCAACAGAUUCACAGAGCUCAAGCUCUAAGGUUGUGGGGAAGCUGCAGAAGCUUGUAGAUAUGUCUGAGAUGUCCAAAGGCCCUGAUGAUGUUCCUGGGCAUUGGAUUGUGACUGGGGGCAAGCUUGGAGUGGAGAAAGGGAAGAUUGUUUUGAGAGUAAAAUAUUCAUUAAUUAACUACUGAUCAAGGCUUUGUUAGCUGUUUGGGGGAAUGUAAAUGCAGGCAGGUAGCAUCUUGAUGAUUAUUUUAGUGGAUGAGUGUGAGUUUAUUUUCAAUUA